Molecule: messenger RNA, 1510 nt
Organism: Mucor mucedo
Lineage: Eukaryota; Fungi; Mucoromycota; Mucoromycetes; Mucorales; Mucoraceae
Exons: 5
Coding region: 86-1510 (474 amino acids)
Source: RefSeq, a predicted model, not a curated record
CCAUAAUCCAGAAACUAAAAAGAUAUGGCUACCUCAAGUUCCUCUCAAGCAUUGGUUUAGACCUUCUUCAAGUGAUUCAGCAACCAUGAUUGGAGGGCAGGUUACAACAAGUAGAUCAUUGUCGGAAAGUUCUACUAGGGGGGAUAAUGAUAACUUAACUCUCAACAAAAAUAGUUCAUUGGACUUGGAGGAAGCGGAAAAUCAAGAGGAAUUCGAAAAUAAUAGAGAAAUUUACGCAUGCCCUUCAAACCGUAAUAACAAACCAUGUCCACGGGAUCCCGACUUUGACGUACCUUCUUCAAGACUUGAACGUUGCUUUAGUCGCAUAAGUAAUAUUCUUGAUUGGACCUAUAGUAUGGAAACCCUAUUUGCAUUUAAAACAGCUGCAGGAUUUAUACUUUUAUCGUUACCCGCUUAUCUUUCUCAGAGCGUAGGGUGGUUUACUGGAUGGGGAGGUCAAUGGGUUGCUAAUGCCCUGAUUAUGUGGAUUUUUCCUAUGGCAGGCAUGUUCAAUUUCACGGUUAUUCUAGGAUUAUUGGGAACAGUUAUUGGUGCUCUUUUAAGUAUCAUUGUAUGGGAGAUUGUUCGAGGAAAUCCUUAUGGAAUUGGAAUUCUAUCAUUUAUUAUGGUUUUUGUGCCGUUUCAGUACAUGCUCCUGACAAGCCGGAUUUAUAGCUUUUUGGCAAUCAUGACUUUAUUUGCUUACUUAAUGGUUAUUACUACGGGUUAUCAAGAGGCAGUCGGGGGAGCUCUUAAACAUGACUCUAUUGAAAUGGCAGCAGGAAAGCGAUUGCUAUUUGUUCUGUUGGGCAUACUUGGUGCUACUAUAGUAAAUUGGUUUCCUCGUCCGGUUACUGGUCGUGUUGAGCUUCGUAAACGGAUUUCUAAAACUUUUUACGAUCUCAGCAUGUUAUACGGAAUUAUAUUUGCCGAUAUUCUUAUUUCUAAAAGAGUACCUUUAGACCAGGUUAAAGCAUUCAAAAAAUUAACCGUACGUAUACAAAGGCAGCUUAAAGACGAGGGGACGUAUUUGAAUCUAUCCAAAUUAGAACCUUCACUUAAAGGCAAAUUCCCUUUUGAAACGUACUAUAAACUGCUAAUAAGAUUAAACAAUAUGGCGGACUUGGUCGAGGGCAUUGCUUAUGCAUCAUCCUCAAUGGAUAAAACAUGGAGACUCGGCCUUAUUCAAGUGUUGGAUGAGGAACAAUUUGAUUAUGUCGCAUAUAUCUUACACAUUAUGAGAUCCCUUUCAACAACGCUGGUGACAAAAAUGCCCUUGCCGCCAUAUAUGAUGUCAUUGAAGAGCCUAAAUGAUAAACUCGAUGCCAAACUGUGUGCAGCCUUGCAGAAGCAUCCGGAGCAACUCUACAACGAGACAUUUCCCAGUUACUGUGCAUAUUCAAUAGCAUCUUCAAACUUCACUGAGGAGCUUAUUGCUGCUUCAGAGUGUGUCGAGGAGUUAGUUGGAGUCGAGAAUCCAGAGAAGUGGCUCAACAUAAAUUCUUUUUAG